Molecule: messenger RNA, 1251 nt
Organism: Arctia plantaginis
Lineage: Eukaryota; Metazoa; Arthropoda; Insecta; Lepidoptera; Erebidae
Source: the annotation of a GenBank genome assembly
AUGAACCAGUUCCUUUUUUCGUGUGGAAAUCCCUCCGGACCAUCACUACCACUGCUGAGGUAUUUCAGUUGCCGUGUGUUGGAAUUGCACCAGACGCUGUGCGAUGAUGAGCUUCACAAAAGAAGGGGGCCAGCGAUCCCCCUCUUGGCGCUAGACUGUAAAACAGCAGCAGGCAGGCAGGCCGUUUUCGGCCUGCCUGUGCUUCUUCACAUCGAACUACAAGUGUCAAUCGGCACAAUUGUGUGGCUACCUCACGCCGAGUCAAGGCCAAUUUAUGGUCCGAAGGGCGGGCGGCCGGAGCGCGCGGCGUUCAGUCGCAUCUCACGCGCCUCGCUCACGCCACUUGCGAUGUCGGCCAACAGUUUCGCGCCUCUGCGCGCAUGCUCCCUGCUCCUGUGUCUUGUGGCAGCUAGUUGGCAACUAUCAAUAAGAGAAUUUGUAGUACCCAAGGCGAUUGAAUUGGGGAGCGAUGCUGAAUUACGGUGUGGGUACGAGUUAGAUGCGAACGAGACAGAUGCUUCGCUGUUUGUCAAGUGGUGGUGGACACCAGAGUCUUCGUCGAGUGAUGGAAGAAAACCUAUCUAUCAGAGAAUAUCGGGACAGAAAGCGCAAACCAUUCAUAACAGUAAUUCUAGUAAAAUAGAUAUAAGAGACAACGACACUAUUAUACUGAUAGAUGUUACUCCUGUAGAUUCUGGGACGUAUGAAUGCGAAGUGUUUAAUAACAACGAAGUACUACAACACCAAAAAUUAGUUGUAUUCCACUCGGGAACGGGACCUAUGGUUAAUGUUUCUGAGGUAGACGACGAUACAGAAGACAAUAACAACAAGAAGCUCCUACUAAUAGAGUGCCAUGCAGAAAAUGUAGCACCGAAACCAGACCUAAGUGUCAAUAUUAACGGGCAGGAUAUCAACAUGACCACUAUUAUUGAAGAUGAUGACCACAAUGGCUUCUACUCAGUAUAUGCUAAUACGACUAUCAGCAACGAAGACAUAGAUGAGGCUGAAGUCCGUUGUGAGAUCUUUUACUCAGAUCCUAAUAUCGUACAUCCCGCGUACGUAGAUGUCACGACGUUUGUACCCACAGGCAGGGACACGCAGUCCACCACAGAGAUGCCCGAAGAAACGACACAGCCGGAAGCUACGCCAGAGUCUUUGCAAAGUCCCAGGGACGACGGCGUAAGACUACACAGCUCAUGGAUUCUUCUUACCCUAGCAUCCAGCCUCGUGUAUCUACAAACUAUACUUUAA